AAACUGGGUGUAAGAAGAGAAGCUACAGGUAGAGCAAAAUGGAAAGUGAGAAUAUGACAAUUCCAUGCUUUGAUUUUUGCAAGAGUGGGAUGAGAUUGGAAGAAGGGAGUGAGGAAUGGAAAGAAAUGAGCAAGAAGGUGAGAGAAGCGUGUGAGAAUCACGGUUGCUUCAUCUUGAAGUGUGAUGCGAUCCUCCCCAAGAGUGUUUGUGAAGAAAUGUUUCAUCACAUGAAAGCUUUGUUUGAUUUGCCUGAAGAAACGAAACAACAAUACGUAACUCCAAAGCCUUAUAGGAAGUACAAUGGCAAGAACUCUGUCAUCCCCCUUUGUGAAAGCUUUGGCAUUGAUGAUAUUCCUCUCUCAGAUAAGGCUGAAGCCUUCACUAACCUCAUGUGGCCACAAGGAAAUCCACAUUUCUGUGAGACACUAAAGACCAUGAGCUUGAAGAUGGUAGAGCUAAGUUUCCUUGUCUUGAAAAUGGUAGUGGAAGGUUAUGGUCUUCCCCAACAUUACAUUUCAGAUGCUGAAAACAUGAAAAACUCUAGCUAUUCACGAUUGAUCAAGUACAAAGUUUCUGAAAGCAAUAAUGAAUGUGAAACUUGUCUUCCACCUCACACAGACAGUAGUUCUUUAACCGUUUUAUGCCAGAAAGAUGUUCAAGGACUUCAUGUAUUAUCCAAAAUAGACAAAUGGAUUGAAUUAGAGAUACCCCAUGAUGGAUUUGUAGUCCUUGUUGGUGAUAUACUAAAGGCAUGGAGCAAUGGAAGACUUCAUGCAGUCACACACAGAGUGACGUUGAGAGGAGUGAAAGAGAGAUACUCAUUUGGACUUUUUGCAAACCCAAAGGAAGAGAUGAAAAUUGAGGUUCCCGAUGAGUUGGUGGAUAAUGAGAUUCAUCCUUUACGUUAUCGUCCAUUCAAUUAUGGAGAGUAUUUUAACUACUUUGUUUCAAAUCCCAUUGAAGCUCUUGAAGUGUUCGCAGGUAUUUGAAAGCGAUAUUUAUGAACAGGAGCAAGAGAUUUCUACAUAUAUCUCCUUAUAUAUGUAAUGCAAAAUAAUUAGAGGGACCUUUACAUUAAUAAAACUUUUCACUUCUAUUAUA
Messenger RNA from Vigna angularis (adzuki bean), 1101 nucleotides. RefSeq names its product probable 2-oxoglutarate-dependent dioxygenase AOP1. Gene Ontology annotation, molecular function: dioxygenase activity. The coding region runs from base 39 to 989 and encodes 316 amino acids. NCBI's taxonomy places the organism in Eukaryota, Viridiplantae, Streptophyta, Magnoliopsida, Fabales, Fabaceae. The transcript is spliced from 3 exons. The record is from RefSeq and is a predicted model, not a curated record.